This is a messenger RNA of Acromyrmex echinatior (Panamanian leafcutter ant), 1000 nucleotides long. RefSeq lists its product as uncharacterized. Lineage: Eukaryota; Metazoa; Arthropoda; Insecta; Hymenoptera; Formicidae. The record is from RefSeq and is a predicted model, not a curated record.
GAUUAAUUAACUUUAGUAUAAUUUUAAUAUUGGUUUUAAUAUCAAAUUAUGGAGGAUCAUUGGAUAGAAUCGUUGAAAAUGAAAUUCGUAAACAUUGAUACAUCGACGCUCAAAGGAUUAUUACUGUCCACAGUAGAAAAACUAGAUGAAAUUAAAAAAGACCAAAAUCAACGAUUCAAUGAGGAUGAAACUAAGAUUAAGGAAUUAACGUCAAACUUGGCUGCUACGAAAGAGACACUGCAUAUGGAAAUUCAAACUUUAGAGAGCAAGAAUAAUAAGUUAUCAGAAGAGAAGAAUUAUUUAGAUGAGCUGGAAGCAGAGAACAAGAAACUCUUACAAGAGAUUAAACAGUUGGAAGGGAAACGUACUAACUUGAUGUCUAUUAAACCAAAUUUACAAGAUCAACAAUUGCUGGAACAAGGAAGGAAAAAGUUGAAUUUGUAUAAGGACUUAACAAGGAUACAGUGGGAUUUUGAAGCUAUACAUUCAAAGCACAGUAUUCAAGGCUACGUUUCAAACAGACGCGACUACAUUCACCAUUUCUGUUAUGAUACUCAAGAGAUUAAUAAAGAGUUAACCGACUCACUGUGGCAUGAAAUAUAUUUGUCUACGAGCGAAGCUGAAGUCAGAAAUGAGAAUCUUCCACCAAACUAGUAUAAAUAUUAUAUCUAAACAAGAUGAUACAAUUUUAAUACUUGAUUACUUUUAGAAAUAGAUAAUAUAUGAAGAUGUAUAUUGAUCUAGGAUAAGGUGAUACAAUUUCAUAAUAUAAUUCUGAACGAAAUAAAAUUUGAAUUGAAUUUUUGAGAUACAGGUUUAAUAAUCCUCUUUGUGUGGACAAGAUUCUGAAGAGUAGAACAAAGAAAAAAAUUGAACUUGAAUUUCGGAAAUUGAAUUAAACUCUUUUAUUUCGUUCAGAAUUGUACCGUGUUCAAAAUUAUAUCACCUUAUCCUGUAUAUAUUUGUGCUAAACCUGUAAUAAUAAACACUUUAAUUUUUA